CUUCCUCCUCUUUACCUCCUUCCCUCUAACCCCUUUCCUCCUCUUUCCUUCCUCCUCCUCCUUCGUUUGCAUUCUUUUCCCACUCUCUCUUUCUGCUUGUCUUUUCAAAUCUUAUGAAAACAGAAAGUCCAGAUUUUUACAGGGUUUAGUGGCAAACAGGAUAAGGUUCAAAUACUAAGACACCCCUUGUGAAAACAAAAACACAACAGCUGUUGCUUUUCUUGUUACAAGGAAGAAGAUAACAAUCACUUAUACUGCCAAGUUUGUGUCUUUUUUGUUUUCAAAAAACUAAGGAAUUGAAGAGAAGGGGCUGUGUCUGUUUUGUUGGUUGUUUAGAAGAAAACGAAAAGGGUAGCAAUGAAGUACGUUUUGGUAACUGGAGGAGUGGUGAGUGGGCUGGGAAAAGGGGUGACUGCAAGCAGUAUUGGGCUCAUCCUUAAAGCUUGUGGGCUACGGGUCACUUCCAUUAAGAUUGAUCCUUAUUUGAAUACCGAUGCCGGGACAAUGUCACCCUUCGAGCAUGGAGAAGUAUUUGUCUUGGAUGAUGGUGGUGAGGUGGACCUGGACCUUGGAAACUACGAGCGCUUUCUGGAUAUCAAGUUGACCCGUGAUAAUAACAUUACAACUGGAAAGAUUUACCAGUCUGUCAUUGAUAAAGAAAGGAGGGGAGAUUACUUGGGAAAAACUGUUCAGGUUGUCCCUCACAUUACAGAUGCCAUACAAGAGUGGAUUGAACGUGUUGCAGCCAUACCAGUUGAUGGAAAAGAGGGUCCAGCUGAUGUUUGUGUAAUUGAAUUGGGUGGCACGAUAGGAGACAUAGAGUCUAUGCCAUUUAUUGAAGCUCUUGGACAGUUCUCUUACCGUGUAGGAGCUGGCAACUUUUGCUUGGUACAUGUGAGCCUUGUACCUGUUCUCAAUGUUGUUGGUGAGCAGAAAACGAAGCCAACUCAACACAGUGUUAGGGGCUUAAGGAGCCAGGGGCUUAUGCCAAAUAUUUUAGCUUGCCGCAGCACAACGGAACUUGAAGAACAAGUCAAAGACAAACUUUCCCAGUUUUGUCAUGUUCCGUUUGAAAACAUAAUUACUCUUUACGAUGUAUCAAACAUCUGGCAUGUUCCUCUGCUUUUAAGAGACCAGAAGGCUCACGAGGCAAUCUUGAAAGUUCUGGACCUGAAAGGUGUUGCAUGUGAACCUGCUCUGGGGGAAUGGACAGCUAGGGCCAAAUUUUGUGACAAGUUGCAUGAGCCGGUUAGGAUUGCAAUGGUUGGGAAGUAUACUGGCCUUUCUGAUUCUUACCUAUCAGUACUAAAGGCUCUUUUACAUGCAUCUGUUGCUUGCCGUAGAAAACUAUAUAUCGAUUGGGUUCCUGCCAGUGACCUGGAAAUUGCAACUGCUCAAGAGAACCCUGAUGCAUAUAGGAGUGCCUGGAGUCUGUUGAAGGGUGCAGAUGGUGUACUGGUUCCUGGAGGCUUUGGUGACAGAGGGGUGGAGGGUAAAAUACUUGCUGCCAAGUAUGCUCGUGAAAACCGGAAACCAUAUCUUGGGAUAUGCCUAGGAAUGCAAACUGCCGUUAUUGAAUUUGCACGAUCUGUUCUUGGAAUGCAAGAUGCAAAUAGCACAGAGUUUAAUGCCCAUACUAGAAAUCCUUGUGUGAUUUUUAUGCCAGAGGGUUCAAAAACCCAUAUGGGUGGUACUAUGCGACUAGGAUCAAGGAGGACAUAUUUUCAGGUUAAGGAUUGUAAAUCAGCAAAAUUAUAUGGCAAUCGAAGCUUCGUUGAUGAAAGACAUCGUCACAGAUAUGAGGUAAACCCUGAGAUGGUGCCUCUCCUUGAAGAUGCUGGCCUCUGCUUCACAGGGAAAGAUGAAACUGGUCGUCGCAUGGAGAUCGUCGAGCUUCCACAACAUCCUUAUUUUAUUGGUGUACAAUUUCAUCCAGAGUUUAAAUCGAGACCAGGAAAACCUUCUGCAGUUUUCUUAGGACUAAUUGCAGCAGCAUCUGGGCAACUGGAUGCCUGGCUGAAGAAGGGCACGGCAAAGCCUUACGCAGUGAGCAAUGGUAUACCAGCAAUAAAACCACACAUUAAUGGAACUCCAACUAAGCUAGUUAAUGGGCCUUUAGAUGGGAUAUAUUACAAUGGAAAUGGUUUACAUGUUUAAACCAGACUCAGUUUUGGUGCUAUUUUUUUCCAGGACACAUCUGAUGUUUCUCCCUUUUUCUGUGGGUGUGAUGUUAUCAAUUUUGCUGCUAGCUUAUUGCAAUUAUUGGUAUGUAUAGCGAUAGAUGUUACACAGCUUCUCAGAUUGACUCGACGGAUAGGGGUAGAGCUGGAUUCCGGUCUUUUUAAACGGAACAGCAAUGCUUGUAGUUACAGCAAAAUGCAGUUUGAAAUGGGGUGGCGGGGAUUUCAUAGUUAAUUCUGAUGCUUCUAAUUAUCCUGUGAGAAAGUCACAUCAGGGACUUGUGUAGCAAGAAAUUGUGGGUCGAGACUGGAUCCUGAUGAUGAUGUUUCAGCCUUUUUCUUUUAAUGAGAGGUUGCUGUUUAUGGCGUUCAUAUUA
Molecule: messenger RNA, 2557 nt
Organism: Coffea eugenioides
Lineage: Eukaryota; Viridiplantae; Streptophyta; Magnoliopsida; Gentianales; Rubiaceae
Product: CTP synthase-like
Exons: 22
Coding region: 358-2157 (599 amino acids)
Biological process (GO): pyrimidine nucleobase biosynthetic process; CTP biosynthetic process
Molecular function (GO): identical protein binding; CTP synthase activity
Source: RefSeq, a predicted model, not a curated record